Messenger RNA from Seminavis robusta, 1173 nucleotides. The record is from the annotation of a GenBank genome assembly. NCBI's taxonomy places the organism in Eukaryota, Bacillariophyta, Bacillariophyceae, Naviculales, Naviculaceae.
GAAGCACACAAUUUCGACGACGAAAACAGAUCGAGAACCUUCGACGAAAAAUUCACCUUCGCGACAGAGCCGGUCCAUCAGCCAUACCAUUCUAUCCAGCACCAUGGCGUCGCCGUCGCAUGAUGAUGAAGAUGAAGAGCUUUCUGAUGCCACCAUUCAAAGCGCCAUUGACGAACUGUUGCCCAAAGUGGAUUUGGCCACGACGGGCGUCAAGAAAUUUCGCAAAUUAUUGAGCAAGCAUUUGGGCGGCAUGGAUUUGACCAGUCGCACCAAGUUCAUCACGGCGGCAUUGACCAAGGCCAUUAACGACAUGGAAGACAAUGAGAGUGACGAAGAAGCGAGCAGUAGUGAAGACGAGGCUCCGCAAAAGACUGUCAAAAAGAAAAAAGGCGGUCUGCAAGCACCGAAAGAAUUGUCUCCCAAAUUGGCCAAGUUUCUCCACGCGUCCGAAUUGUCGCGUCCGCAAAUUGUCAAGGGACUAUGGGACUAUAUCAAGGAACACGACCUGCAAAAUCCCGACAAUCGCAAAGAGAUUCUCUUGGAUGCCAAAAUGAAAAAAGUCUUUGGCUGUGACAAAUUCACCAUGUUCUCCAUGAACAAGUACAUUAGUCAUCAUUGUCAUCCCUUUCCACCCCUCGAUUUAUCUUCCAAAAGCAAAAAGACUCCUCCCAAACGCAAGGCAUCAUCGAAAGACGACAAGAGUGGCAAAAAGAAACAAAAAGGCACACAACCUCCGUGGCGACUCUCGGAUGCACUGGCGGAUGUCUUGGGCGUCGACACGUGUGCGCGACCCCAAGUCGUGUCCAAAUUGUGGGAUUACAUCAAAGCCAAUGAGUUGCAAAACCCAAACGACAAGCGCGAAAUUCUCUGCAAUGACAAGUUGAAAAAGAUCUUUGACAAUCAUCAAACCGUCACCAUGUUUAGUAUGAACAAAUUCAUUAGCAAGCAUCUGUUGGAGAAGGUGUAAAUAAGGAAUUGGAGGAGUAAACAAACAAAAGGAAAAAGAGAAACAUUCAUAUAUUACAAAAAGAGAAACGAAACGCGAGACAAAGCAAUCGUUCGGUCUCAUCAUCCUUAUCAAUGGUCGGGGCGAACACAACAAACAAGGAAAAGAAGGAAUACAUUUAGUUGAUAAAUCAUAAUAAUCAUAAAUAUAGAAAAAUGGCAAUAGGC